ACAGCUGGCUGUAUAUAAGGCGUCCAUUGUCCUGCUUCUUGCCUGUCUUUUCUCUCUCUUCACACACACCAUCUUUCCUCCUUUUCAAACAACCUCUUCACACAUUACACAUCAUUCACCAUGGCUUGGGGCUGGGAUGAUUCCAACGAGGCUCACCGUCAGGUCUACAACGGCGAGCAGCACCACGAGGCCAAGUUCUCCCACGAGCUUCUGGCCGGUGCCGCUUCCUUCGAGGGCAUGAAGCUCUUCGAGGACCACCAGCGCAAGGAGGGCAAGCCCGUUAGCCACGCUUUCGCCAAGGAGCUUCUUGCUGGCAUUGUCGGUUCUCAGAUCGACAGACUUGCCGAGACCAAGGGUAUGGACGAGGUCGACAAGAUCCGUGCCAAGAAGCACGCCCAGGAGAACGCCCACAAGAUGUACGAGGAGCACUACGAGCGCGGUCACGGCGCCCCCGAAUACGACCCUCGCCUUCCUCCUCACCCCCACUUCCGUGACGAGGGCCGCUUCCCUGAUCAGGGCCGGUGGUAAGGGCCGUGGCU
Messenger RNA from Aspergillus uvarum CBS 121591, 539 nucleotides. RefSeq names its product DUF3759 domain-containing protein. Lineage: Eukaryota; Fungi; Ascomycota; Eurotiomycetes; Eurotiales; Aspergillaceae. The record is from RefSeq and is a predicted model, not a curated record. The transcript has 3 exons. The coding region runs from base 121 to 528 and encodes 135 amino acids.